AUGGACGCCGACCAGAGAAAAGCUCUGAUUCUAAAGCUCCGGAAUCAAUCCUCUCAGAAGUAUUCCCUCAGUGUUUUUUUCAUUACCGUAACGACCUUGAGAGUAUGAACAUAAUUAAAAGGACACAAUACUAAAGUGUCAAAAAUGAUUCCUAUGAAAAAAAUGAAAAAUGAGAGCGGAUGGGCCGACCUGGGCCUCAACUUUUCACUGGCAAGAACAACGUCAUCGUCAGCAAAAGCUGAAAAAACCGUAGAGAAUAAAAUAGAGACUGAUGAUGAUAAUUUCGAACUCUUCGAUGCUAAAUCGAGGAAAACGAAAGAUUUAUCCGGAAUAUUAGAGGCUUGCAGACCGACAAAAGCUGCAGAAUUAUCAGUAAGUAAGCAGAAGCAGAAUGAGAUCGUAGAGUGGUUAACUUCUGAAGCAACAACAGGAAGGUCGAGGAUUUUGCUGCUCUCCGGGACUUCUGGCAGUGGAAAAACUAUCGCUCUUAAAGUAUUGGCUGAGGAACACGAUUUUAACGUGAUUGAGUGGAUCUCUCCAAUAGACUCUGCGUAUUCUAACGAUAUUAAAUAUUUGAAUCAAAAUGAUAAAUUUGUGGAGUUCCUUGUAAGAGUCACGAGGUAUAACUCAGUGUUUGGCAGAUCUAGAAAACGUCUGCUACUCGUUAAAGAUAUUCCCAACAUCUAUUUUAUGGAUACCAAUGGUUUUCACGAGGUGCUGAGACAGUAUAUGAAAUUGGGAAGGCAGCCACUUGUUUUUGUCUGCGCUGACUCCGAAAGCAGUAGAAUGAUGUAUUCGCUAUUUCCACCAGAGAUUGUUGAGGAAUUGGAAAUCGAUAGGAUUAAUAUUCCUUCUACUACUCCCACUGCCAUGAAAAAUAUGUUGAAACGUAUUUCGAAAAUUUUGAAUGCAAAGUUUGGGGAUCUCAUUGAUGUGACGCAGAGUGUUAUCGAUGAAGUUCUCUCUAACAGCAUCGGAGACGUUCGGAGUACAAUUUUGAAUACCAUUUUUGCUUCUCUAAAAGUUUCAAAUGAUGGCUCAAAAAAUGAUUGCGGAAGUCGAGAAGAAAGUUUGGGACUUCUCCAUGGCAUUGGGCGCGUCAUCAAUCCUAAGAGAAUAGUUGAUGGAAAUAAAUGGAAAUUUACUCAUGAUCCUGAUGAUAUUGCCGCAUACUUCAGAUCACAGUCGAGGAUUUUUUUCAAUUUUCUGCAGGAAAAUUAUUUGAAUACAAUGGAGAAGAUCGAGCAGGUGGAGAGAUGUGCCGAAAUCUUGAGUCUCGCUGAUACAAUCAGUAUUGAAUAUCGAGAAGCCAAUUUGAUAAACGUCAAUCUGUCAAUGUGCAUUAGAGGAGUUAUGGUAAACAAUGAGAAGCCGUUGACCAAAUGGAAUCCAGUGAGAAAACCAAAAAGAGGGGAUGCAGAAAUGCAAAGAGAUACGGGAAUUGCGGAAGAACAAUUUUAUACAAAAAUAAUUAACCCAGGGAAAUAUCCGUGUGAUCUUAAUGUAGAUUACAACGUUAAGGAGUGAUAACUCCAGUGAAAUAUAUAAAUAAUGAUGAUUAAUUAUCAAACAAAUGUAAAAAUUCUUGAAUUAUACACUUUUAUAUUCUUUUGUAAA
Molecule: messenger RNA, 1617 nt
Organism: Fopius arisanus
Lineage: Eukaryota; Metazoa; Arthropoda; Insecta; Hymenoptera; Braconidae
Gene: Rad17
Product: Rad17 checkpoint clamp loader component
Exons: 6
Coding region: 145-1527 (460 amino acids)
Biological process (GO): DNA repair; mitotic DNA replication checkpoint signaling; DNA damage checkpoint signaling
Molecular function (GO): DNA clamp loader activity; chromatin binding
Source: RefSeq, a predicted model, not a curated record